This is a messenger RNA of Penicillium cataractarum, 861 nucleotides long. Its product is annotated as DODA-type extradiol aromatic ring-opening family dioxygenase. Lineage: Eukaryota; Fungi; Ascomycota; Eurotiomycetes; Eurotiales; Aspergillaceae. Gene Ontology annotation, molecular function: oxidoreductase activity, acting on single donors with incorporation of molecular oxygen; zinc ion binding; ferrous iron binding. The transcript is spliced from 3 exons. Bases 1 to 861 code for a protein of 286 amino acids. The record is from RefSeq and is a predicted model, not a curated record.
AUGAAUCCUACACCAGUCCACUUCUUUUCCCAUGGCUCGACUAUGAUGUUGGGUGAGGAGUCCACCUCCGCUGAUUACUGGAAAAGGUGUGGCGAUGACGCGCUUUCUCACGCCAUAAAGGGUGUCAUUAUUAUGGGAGCUCAUUGGGACACUUUAGGUGAUGGAAUUGAAGUUGCUAUGAAUCCUAGGCCUGGAAAGAGUCCUGUCGCCUACGUGAACCCGUCGAAAUAUGUCGACUACGAGCUUGUCCCAGACCUCGAAGCUGGUCAAGAAUGUAUCGACAUGCUCGCCAAAGUGGGUUUCAGUGUCUCAGCAAAUACAACAUUCAAUUGGAUCCACGACGUCUAUCUGAUUCUCAUACGGAUGUUUCCCAAAGGCUGCCCACCAACUACUUUAAUCUCGAUGAACGCCCGCUACGACCCGCACUUUCACAUGAAGAUUGGCGCUACUCUUCGUCCGUUGCGCUGCCGAAAUUACCUAAUUAUUGGUACCGGAGGAGCAGUCCAUAACCUAUAUCGAAAUCACUGGGCUCCUAUGUUACGUUUCCGAGAUAAUUUUGCUAUGGAGAGCCCACCGGAAGACUGGGCGUUAGAGUUCAGACAGGCUGUGGAAGAUGUUUUCACGAAGACUUCAGGUCCCAAUAUGCGAAGAGCGGUCACAAGACUGAUGAAACAUCCGAGGUUUAGAGAUGCACACGCCACCGACGACCACUUUAUGGCUGCAAUGUUUGUUGCAGGGGCUGCGGGAGAUUGGGAGGACAAGAAUGUGAAGGCGGCUUUAGGGGCAGAGAGCUGGGAGCUUACCAAUAUGUGUAACUCGCAAUUUACGCUAGGGUCUUGGGAGGCGCCGCUAGUACUUUAA